This is a messenger RNA of Mytilus californianus (California mussel), 1935 nucleotides long. RefSeq lists its product as uncharacterized. Bases 7 to 1098 code for a protein of 363 amino acids. The transcript is spliced from 5 exons. The record is from RefSeq and is a predicted model, not a curated record. Lineage: Eukaryota; Metazoa; Mollusca; Bivalvia; Mytilida; Mytilidae.
UUUCCAAUGGAUUCUCGCAAAAGAAAGCGUACAACAAUGCGUUCCGAGGCAGAAGAUCACUGUUCUUCAACUAGUAGUUCAGGUUGUAAUUCUGCAUUGAUUGAUAAACCAACGAGAUCAACUUCUUCAAGUCAUUAUAUUCCCAGAGAAAUAGGGGAUUGGACAUCGAAAGUAAUAGAAAAUCUCCAUGUCGGAUUGAAUUGGAUGGAUCCUUAUUGUUGGCGGGACAGCAUCGAUGAAUUCCUUGACACGUUUAUUAAUAUUUCUGCAGAUCUACCGUCUCUGAAUACAGAUUUAACGAAAAUCGAACAAUAUUUGGAGAGUGUCUUGACAUUUGACACAUCCAUAAAUGAGCUUGAAUUAGAAAAUCAUGUCAAAAUAAGACAGUAUCUUUCAGACAAUUUUCAUCUAGACGUUAACGAUGCUGAUGAUGAGUUAAUGAAAAACAUAGAAAGUGAUUCAAGAAUUUUGUUUAAUCACGUUGAAGCAGGAAGACAGGACUUUCUAAGCGAUUUAAAGGAAAUAUUGUAUGACCUCUUGUUAACAUCAAGAACAGUAGAAAAAGUCAGAUUUACUACCAUGUUGGAGAAGUUCUGCAGAAUGUGUUGCUUUAAAGGAAGUUUAGGGUUGAUUUCAGAAACCACAAUAAAUGAUGUACGUGUUGUUGGUGUUCCCGAUAUAACCUUUAGAAUUUCAUCACAUCAAUUGCCAGAUAUAGUACAGAUAAUGACAAUUGCAGAGUUUAAUCAGGUAAUUCCAGUCUCUGCCGAGAAUGAAACUUCACAGAUGGUGGACAUAACAAAGAUUAAAGGAUUAUAUAAACAUAUUGGACAGCUUAUUAUUGGAUUAGCAAAUUCAUGUUUUAAAAAGGAGUGUCUUGGCAUUUUACUGCAUGAAACAAAGAUUAUGUUGACCUGUCUGUCUGCAUCUCCUAGAUACUGUACUCAUAUCAAAGGUCAUCUAAACUUGGACGAUAAAGCAACACUACAUUUCAUUGGACCAUAUGAUAUUUUAAAGGCAGGAGAUAGGAGUCAACUGAUAAAAGCUUUUAUUCGUUUGGGGAACAGACAGAGGUUAGGAAACCCUUCUGUAUAUUGAAAAUAUUAUGAUUACUAUGGAUAUUUCAAAGUGCAAGUAUUUCUCAGUUUCGCAACAUAUAAAGGAAAUGAAACCACCAGUGUAUGAACUAUAGUUAUGGAACGUUUAAAGACAAACUUUGAGUAAUUGAAGAAAUAAGUGGUGCAAUUUCCUGGAACGUGUAAAUUAUUUAUAUUUGAAGUUGAAUGACAGGAAUUGUAAUUAUCAGGGAUAUAUCCACCACCAUUGUAAUUAUCAGGGAUAUAUCCACCACCAUUGUAAUUAUCAGGGAUAUAUCCACCACCAUUGUAAUUAUCAGGGAUAUAUCCACCACCAUUGUAAUGGUUGUACAAUGUGUACACAGUUGUACGAAAUGUUUCAGGCUUAAAAGGACAAAGUGAUAGUAAGGCCUUAUGUCCAAAGAAGAUAUACAUUAAACAAAAAUGUUGAACUAUGUUGAAUAACAUUAAAAAUAUAUAUAUAAAGUUCUAAUCAUUCUGCUCUGUAUUUUAUUUCAUCAUAACUUACAGAACAAUGUAAAUGUUCUCCCUAUUAUCAGAACCUACUAUUUUAAUUAUUCUGAAAAUCAGAAAGUUGUUGGAGUUUGUCAUGUGAAAACAUUCGUCUCCAUAUAUCAGUAUGAAUAGGAAAUUUAGACGGUGGGAUGAGAGAUUGUUUGUCCUGUAUUGCUAUUUGCAUUUAUUAUUAUGGUCUUUUCACUACUGGUCUACUUGGUCCUAGCUAUAGACAAAAAAAUCACACAAUUAUACACAUCUUUGUUCUUUUUAAAUAGUUAUCUCCAUGGUAGCCAUACCAUUCUUUUUUUUAAUAAAGACAAUUGCCUCAUUGGCACUCAUA